CCCGAGUUCUAGAUUACCAUAUACAAAGGAAUAUCCACGCAGGCACGAGCGUCCACACGAAUAGCAGACACACAAUAUCGUCUCCUCGCCUACCAAUAUGCUAGAGGUUGAAGAGAAUGACAUGGGCAGUGGAUCAGAGUCCGGGAACGGGGACCGUAGCACAGACGCUGGGACUAUGAACAGUGAUACAGACGUUAAGAUUAUGGACGGUGAAGCAGAACGAGACAGUGCUGGUGAAUCAGAAUGGGAUAGUGAAUGGGGCAGUGAUGAUAUUGAUGACAGUGAUGAUGACUCAAUAGAGCUCCCUGACAUUCCGCUACUAAAGGAAGCUCUUAGCAUUGUAUAUCAAGUAAUAGAUGGAGAAGUGGACCCUGAUACUGGAGCCCAGCGCAUUGACGCGCCCGUCCGCUCUGUCCUCACCUCUCCCAUGGACGAGCGACGGAAAUCGGACGAGAUUUGCGAUUUUUCCUGGCUGUUCUGGGAUCCGGUACUCGAUGCUGCUCGUGGGAUUCGGAAUGAUGAUGAAGGGCGGGCUCAAGCUCGCCGGGAGUAUGACAAUGAAGGGCUGAAUCACCUGGCCGACCUCAUGGCCGCACUCGCUCAUUUUCCGCCGGUGGUCAUAGAGCUUGGGGGCGAGGGUGGCGUCUGGUCCAUGGCUACCUGUCUGGGAUUCCAGCCCGACCACCUGCUGCACAUUGCUUCAUGGGCACAGGAUCCCCGGUGCCCCAGCGAGAGGCCCAUGGACUACUACUGCGAAAAGGACGACUUCAUCCCAGCCAUGAUGGGUGCGAUUUCCUUCCUAGCCAGAGUCAUGGGGCGGCGUAUUAUCAUCUCGCUAUCGUGCGCGAGUGGAUCAUCCAUGCUGGGGCCGAGCUAUACCGUCAGUUGCACCUUAGAUCCCCUUCUAGAGCCUGGUAAGCACUAUCUUGACUACCGCCCUGGUUAUCUUUACCGGAGCGAGUCAGAGGUCUGGUGUCAGGAACGCUGGGACUUCUGGAAAGAACGUAUUACGGACCUUGGAAAGUUCGCCUCCCAUAAUUAUCGAAUGGUUGCUACGACUCUGGUUGAACGAAUGAAUGAGAUUGAGGCGCAAGCGCAGCAUGAGUCAGAUCUCAACUCGGCCUCGUAG
Messenger RNA from Aspergillus homomorphus CBS 101889, 1129 nucleotides. RefSeq lists its product as uncharacterized. The transcript has 3 exons. Lineage: Eukaryota; Fungi; Ascomycota; Eurotiomycetes; Eurotiales; Aspergillaceae. The record is from RefSeq and is a predicted model, not a curated record. The coding region runs from base 98 to 1129 and encodes 343 amino acids.